UUUGUGGACGAACAACCUUUCCGAUCCGAUGGAAGAUAUUGUAUUAGCUGCGUAGGCUCUCGCUUCGAGAUAUAAUUUUUUUGAGCAUGUUUAUUUUAAUAUCUGCUGUUUGGUUACGCCUAUAGUCUUCAAACAUGGAGAUGAUCCGCUCAAUGACCCAAACUGUGUUGGGAAAUGUGCAGGCUGAUCAAACUCCAACUGGUGCAGAAACGGUUGAGAGAGUUGUUGAGCGAGUGGUUUCCUCCUCACUACUUGAGGACAGACGAGAUGGCUGCAGAGCUUUACGAGCCCUGGCUCGAAAGUACAGAUUAUUGGUUGGAGCUCAUGCAAUGGAUGCAUUGCUUCAUGCUCUAUCAAAUGAUCGGUCUGAUCAUGAGCUGGUAAACUAUGCUCUGGAAACUCUCAUAUCCAUCACAUCUCCGGAGCCAUUUGAGGAAGAAAUAGAGGAAAGUGGUAGUGCUGAGGCCUGCAGAGGGCUAGGCCAGCAGUUCACUGAAAUUGUCACCAAGAAAACUGAAAACAUUGCUUUAUUCCUAGAGUUACUGGACGAAUUUGAUUUUAAAGUUCGUUUCCCUACAAUAAAGUUACUCAGCAAUCUACUGGAGAACAGAGCUCGUGGGGUACAAGAUGGAGUGCUGCAAGUCCCAAGAGGAGUAUCCAAGCUGAUGGAUUUGCUAUCGGACAACAGAGAAGUCAUCAGGAACCAUAUGCUGCUUGUGCUCACUAACCUCACCAGAGGCAACCCAACCCUGCAGAAAAUUGUCGUCUUUGAGAACGUUUAUGAUAUCAUCUUCGAGAUUAUCAGAGAGGAAGGCUACAGUGAAGGCAGCGUUGUGGUGGAGGACUGCUUGGAGCUGCUGGUGACGUUGCUCAAGUCAAGUCCCCCCAACCAGACGUUGCUGAGGGAAGGCAACCACGUGGCUCAGCUCACCAGCUUCUUCACGGUCUUGCUCGACGAGGCUGAGGAUCCAGCUAAAGCGUCCUCUGCUUGGUCUGCUCAAAAAAUGGCCAAUGUUCAUAAAAUGUUAGAGUUGGUGGACUGUCUUGUUCAGCCGGAAGGCUGCAGCUCGGAGGUGCAGGCGUGCCAGUCGGUGCUGCGAGUGUCGGGGCUGCUGCCGUCCUUGUGCCGCAUGCUCCUCGCCAGCGGGGUGCCCGCCAUCACCCUCACCCUCGUCAUCACCACGCUAUCUGACGUCAUCAGGGCUAAUGAGGAUAAUCAGAAAUUCUUCAAUAAUGUCAUGGCUCCAUCCAACCCGCCCAGGCCAGCUGUGGUGGUGCUGCUGAUGUCGCUGGUGAACGAGAAGCAGCCUGUAACUUUACGCAGCGCGGUGCUUUAUUGUCUGCAUUGCCUCCUCUAUAAAAACCCUUCCUUGCAAGCUGCUCUCGUCGCCACUCUGCUGCCCCAGACAGCCAAGUCGACAGACAUCAGCAGUGGCCAGCUGUUGUGUGGCGGUCUGUUCUCCAACGACGCCGCGUCUACGUGGCUGUGUGCCAUCGCUCUCUCACACGCCCUGCAUGACAACACCGCGCAGAAGGACCAGCUGCUGCGCGUUCAGCUGGCUACAGGAGGAGGAGGAUCGUGCGUGUCUCUGCUGCAGCAGUGCUGCUCGCUUCUCCUCAGCUCGCCUGCCUUCCUAGCCAAGGUUGGGCUGCUGCAGCUGCUGGCUCUGUGGCUCGUACAGUGUCCCAGAGCCGUCACUCAGUUCCUGAACGUGGCUCAGGUCAUGCCGUACCUAACGGCUCAGAUAUCAAGCAGUGAAACAGAAGACCCCGAAAGCCAGGCUCUGCAAGGGCUGAGCGCGUUCGUGUUGGGCGUGUGUGCGCUGUACAACGAAGGCGCCCCUGGCACUCUGACGCGCGAGAAGCUCGCCUCCAUGGUAACCGAUCGCAUCGGCCGCCACGUCUUCAGGAACAAACUGGAGGCUCUGGCACGAACUGAACACUUCUUGCUAGGCGGAAAAUCUCCCAAAAUUUCCGCCAAGAAAAAGUCGGAUCUCUGCUUUGAUUUUUCCUUUGUUGUCGCCUUCAGGAGUCUUGAGGGAAGCAUUCUACGUGCCGUGAAUAUCGGCGAGGCUGACACAGCCGAGCUACUGACUCAGAAAGUGAAGGAGUUGCAGGCGCAGCUGUCAGCUGCCAUUGAACAGGUGGCUUCAUUGACAGCUGACAAGCAGAGCCUGUCAGCCACUGUGCAGCAGCUGACACAGCAGCAACAUGCUCUGCAGAUGCAGUAUCAGCAGCAGCUACAACUUCAUCAGCAAAAUAGCAGCAGUAAUGGAGGCGGAGAUGGUAGUGACGGAGCGAUGGUGAUGCUGCAACAACAAGUUUCAGAGCUCACGUACGCCAGGGAUUACUAUUACUACCAAAUGAUCGAACGCGACAAACAAAUUCAGCAACAUCUUGAAAAAGCGGGAGAGAUUGCAGCGAAGUCAGUUGAACAGGAGCAGCAGACGGCAGAGAGUGGAGACUCGAAGCCAGCAUCAGCUGAUCCUGAGCUGGAGACUCUGCGGUGCCAGCUGCGAGAUCUACAGCUGGUGCUGCAUAAAAAAGACGAGGCUCUGUACCAGCUACAGAAAGGAAAUGUUCACAAUGGCUCUGCUGAAGGAGACUCGCAUCAGCUGGAGGAUCUGAAGCAGAAGCUCGAGAAGUCGGAGAAGUUAGUCCUUCAGUUACAAGAAACCAACUCUGCGCUCGAGAAUCAACUCCAACAGCUCAGACUUCAGACUCAAGAUGAGGACAGGAACAAGACUCUAGGUAGCGAUGACGGUCUUGCUGCGCAACUUGAAGCAGAACGUAAAAAGCGACUAAAAAUCCAGGAGGAGUUGAGCUCGCUGCAGGCGGAGCAGGAGGAUCUGUUGCUGCUGCUGACGGAGCAGGACGGCCGCCUGCAGCGCUACAAGAGUCACCUCACCAUGCGAGGCGUGACGCCCCCGCCAGGGGAGGAGCUGGGUGAUGAUGGGGAAGAGGACGAGGACGACGACGUGUCUCUUCAGUGAGACGACGUGUCUCUUCAGUGAGACGACGUGUCUCUUCAGUGAGACGACGUGUCUCUUCAGUGAGACGAGCGGGGCAUCGCCGUGGAAGAGUUCUUCCUCAGUCACGAAAGGGAUAAGUUAGAGUAAUUGAUUGCUGCAAAUAACUUUUCUUUGCCUACGGAGUAAAGAAAGCGAUUAGGAUUUAAGUGAAGUUGAACAUGAAUUUCUUGCAGACAAAGAUGCAUGUAUAUGUUGUAUUGAGCGUGUGCUAUUAUUUGGUAUACAGUAGUUAAUUAAAGACAUAUAGUUUGCCUCUUUAGUGUGGGGAAGCAUGAAGUGGUUAGUUGAUGAUUUACAUGGCAGUUAGAAGCGUAGAGAUUUGUGAGAUAUACCAGGAAUAGUACGAGACGUUUGAGUCAUGUGAGAUGAUCCCAAUCCUGAAAUUUUACUCUGGUGAUGUAGAAGAGUGAUGAAAUCUCUAACAUAUACCUAAAAGAAAGUCUGAUACGAUAAGAUUCAUUUCGAAAUGACGGAGAAAAGAUUUUUUUAUCAAUUUAGCGGUUGCUUUCCCUGCAGUGUUCUCUGCCGAUGCCGCAGUCAUUUCAUUCAUUUAUUGUUCUUAUGAGCAACAAGUUCCAGGGAGCCACUUUCUUGCUAAUGAGAUUCCACCCUCACCUUCAACCGUGAACCUCUAUCGUCAGUUUGCAUCUGUCUUUUGUAGCCCAAAAUAUUGUCUAAGUUUCGAUCAAGACAGGAAUUAGAAUUUAGAAUCAACUUAUGUGAACGAUCCCAUAACCGGCUUACAAUUUAGAACAAUACCGGUAAUCAUAAUAGCGUUCCGGGAAGUAUCAUCACAAUACAUUUUUCUAUUUUCAUCUGUAACUUAUAUAUUUUCUAAGCCAGGAAACCAAACACUGUGUAGAAUUUUCCACCAAUCCUUGCUUGUUCUCGGAUUUUGCUGUCGUGACUUUAUCUUUUUCAGUUAUAUUAUAAGAUCUGGCAUGUGAACGUCCAUGUUCUUUGGUUGUUAUGUUCUUGUUUUCUACAUGUAGAAAUUUUAUAUAAUGUUAAUAUAUGUUCAUUUCCAGUAGAUUUUAUACCUUUGAAUGUAGUUGCAGUUUUUGUACAGUGUGGGUAGAUUUUUUCACAUAGCUCGGGUACUUCAAAUUAGUUUGUUUGACGGCAAUAUUUGCCCAGGAGUUAUGUACAUUUACUGAAGUGCAAUCGGGCUUUGUGCUUCCUGUGAUGCAAGGACGUGUGUAACAUUUGUGCUGCAUUUGUUUUAUGCGUACAACGAGUGGACUGUUGGCGAGCAGUUGAGUGAACUGCUGGCAAGUGAACACAAGUUUUUUUAAUCACAUCGAAACAACUGACCCAUUUGUAUACAAUUUCUGCCAAAAUAUAUCGUGUUUUUUACCAACAAAAUAUUUUCAAUUAAUUUUUCUAGUGGAGUUAUGGAAUGUUUUUUUUAGCUUGUGCAUCUAAAUAUCCUGUGACUGUAUACUGAAUUAUUUUUAUUUUAGCAAGGAUGAUGCUGUUUGUCGCGAAUCUUGCCUUUUGUGUUGAUGUGAGGAGAGUUUGACUUCACUUUCGAUUUUGCGCAAAACGAUUUUGUGCCCACAAAAUCGAAACACUAUGUCGUUUCCAAGCCAGGAUCUAAGUUAAUAUAAAACAUUGAGGUUAUCGGGAAACUAUACAGUAAAUAUUUAUUGAA
Molecule: messenger RNA, 4686 nt
Organism: Hyalella azteca
Lineage: Eukaryota; Metazoa; Arthropoda; Malacostraca; Amphipoda; Hyalellidae
Gene: p115
Product: general vesicular transport factor p115
Exons: 14
Coding region: 135-2993 (952 amino acids)
Biological process (GO): vesicle fusion with Golgi apparatus; intracellular protein transport; transcytosis
Cellular component (GO): cytoplasm; ER to Golgi transport vesicle membrane; Golgi stack
Source: RefSeq, a predicted model, not a curated record